Messenger RNA from Suillus paluster, 243 nucleotides. RefSeq lists its product as uncharacterized. Lineage: Eukaryota; Fungi; Basidiomycota; Agaricomycetes; Boletales; Suillaceae. The record is from RefSeq and is a predicted model, not a curated record. The annotation marks the transcript as partial. The transcript has a single exon.
GAGACAUUUAUCUUGAAGAACGGAAAACGAAAGGCGUUCCAUGUAGGAAGUAAUUUGUCAUGCCGCCAGCACAUCCGGGGUCACUAUGACUUCUACAAAACUAAAUGUGCUGAGCUGAAGUUGCCAGAACACCACCAUGGCAUACCGCGGGAGAUCGUGAAAGCAAAUAUUGAAGCUGAAGAAAAAGACAAAAGAAGGUCAGCUGACUCUUGGAGGGAUGUUUCAGAAAACAUUGGCAGGUGA